This is a messenger RNA of Camelina sativa (false flax), 2007 nucleotides long. The record is from RefSeq and is a predicted model, not a curated record. NCBI's taxonomy places the organism in Eukaryota, Viridiplantae, Streptophyta, Magnoliopsida, Brassicales, Brassicaceae.
AUGCCGCCAGGAGGUAGAAGUCAACCAAGUGGAUGUGAUAAUAGGAAGAAAAAAGACAAACGGGAUGAAGUGAUGAAAUCUCAAAUUGGCAAUAUGUUAAGGUACGUUACAAGAACUCCAAUUCCUAGAACUGAUGAGACUGCUAGACCUGAGGCUGAGAUAGGUAAAGAAGAUGAAGGGCUUAAUAAUAUGGAAGAGAAUGCAGAUGAGAAGAGUAUGAAUGAGAACAAGGAUAAAACAGAGCUUAAUAUUGUAGUUGAGGAUGAUGAAGAUCAUAUGAAUGAGAACAGGGAUAAAACGUUUCAGAGUGAAAACCAGAAAGAAGAUGAUAGAGUUGAUGAGAUUAGAGUGUUUUAUGAGAAUGUGGAUAUGACUGAUCCUGCAAAUUGGGAGAAUAUUGAUCAAAAAAUGAGAGAUUAUUUGGUUGAGAAAGGACCACCUCCAAAACCAAGAGCUGAUUACCGUUUUCCCAGAAAUAACGUUGAUAGAUGUUUCACUUAUUCAUCUUAUAUAAGAAGAAUGACUAAUGGAGAGAAACAAGUUAGAAGAUGGAUGAUUGGAGGUUUUGAUUCAGUAAUGAAGGAACACAUACGACGUGCUAAGAAAGGUGAAAUUCAGAGCCAUUUUCUCAGUCAUCAGAUUCAAAAUGAGUUGAUAGAAUUAAUUGCUAAUGAGAUCAAGCUCAUGAUCUUAAAGAAGAUUCAGAAUGCAAAGUACUUUUCUAUCAUUCUUGAUUCCACUCCGGAUGUUAGUCGUAAAGAACAAAUGACCUUUUUAAUUCGAUGUGUGGAUGUUUCAACGAGUUCACCUAAGAUUGAGGAGUUCUUCUUGACGUUUUUGGAAAUCAAAGAUAAGAGGGGUGAGGGACUUUUUAAGACUCUUCAAGAUGCAUUGAUUGAUCUGAAGUUGGAUAUCAAUGAUGUAAGAGGACAAGGAUAUGACAAUGGACAAAAUAUGAAGGGAAAACAUAGAGGAGUUCAGAAAAGGUUGCUUGAUAUAAAUCCAAGGGCAUUUUACACUCCAUGUGGAUGCCAUAGUCUUAAUCUUGCACUUUGUGAUAUGGCUAAAUCAUCUAAGAAAGCUGUUUAUUUUUUUGGCAUUGUUCAGCGAAUAUAUUGUCUAUUUGCAGCUUCAACCAACAAUUGGGAAGUGUUCAGAGAAAUAGUGAAUGGUAUUACACUUAAAUCGCUGUCUCAGACGCGUUGGGAAAGUCGGAUUGACAGUCUUAAACCAAUAAGAUUUCAAGCUUCAAAGAUAAGAGAUGCACUAUUUUAUUUGGCAGAACAUAGUGAUAAUCUAGGACACCGAAGUGAGGCUGCGUCUCUUGGAGAGAGUGAAAAACAUGGAAUUGGAGGGUUUGAAUUUUUAUUUGGAAUGGUAAUUUGGUAUGAUUUGCUUUUUGCUGUGAAUAUAGUAAGCAAAUCCUUACAGUUAGAGGAUAUGGAUCUUGUGGCUGCUAUUUUUCAGUUAGGGGGGCUUAUUGCUUUUUUGAAAGACUAUAGGGAAACAGGUUUCGAGAAAGCUAAAGUUGAAGCUACACAAAUUGCCAUUGAGAUGGAGAUUGAGCCUGUCUUCCCUACAAAAGCAAAGCGUUUGGUGAAAAAAAAAAGGAAAUUUGGUGAGGAUGUUGAGAACGUUGAUGAAAGUAAGACUGCAGAGGAGAGUUUUAGAAUUGAUUACUUCAUCAACAUAAUGGAUCAAGCUAUUACGUCUCUUGAGAGACUAAAGUUAGCAAAAGAUGAUGAGUUAAAGAAAUCAUGUAUGAUGCUGGAAGCUUCCUUGAAGCAUGAUAUGCAUUCAGAUAUAGAUGGAGAAGAUCUGUUUAUGGAGCUGAAACUUUUAAGGGAUGUGUUGCCAAAAGAGAUUACAAAACCGGUUGAAGUGUUGGAAUUUUUGAAAAGAAUGGAUGGUUGUUAUCCGAACACAUGGAUUGCCUAUCGUAUAUUACUCACCAUUCCGAUCCCUAAAACAUUGGCGUCGGUUGAUGCUCUAGAGAAGUUUACCUAA